Molecule: messenger RNA, 1406 nt
Organism: Gambusia affinis (western mosquitofish)
Lineage: Eukaryota; Metazoa; Chordata; Actinopteri; Cyprinodontiformes; Poeciliidae
Gene: arl4cb
Product: ADP-ribosylation factor-like 4Cb
Exons: 1
Coding region: 627-1208 (193 amino acids)
Biological process (GO): intracellular protein transport; endocytic recycling
Cellular component (GO): cytoplasm
Molecular function (GO): GTPase activity; GTP binding
Source: RefSeq, a predicted model, not a curated record
UGUGCCUUAAACGGCUCGCCGCAGAGGCUCGUGAGGGCGCUCGCAUGCUGCCUCAUUGGCACAUGUCCCGUCCUGCAGGGGUGGAGCGUAUAGAGGGCUGUCUCUGAUGUUCUGUCAGCCUCACAUCAGAACGGCUGCAGCGACUGACAGGAGAGGAGGGGUCGUCUGACACGGAGCCGACGAAGGACGAGGCAGCUGGGAAUUUUGUUGCUAUUGGACCGCUGGAUUUGCGUGCUUUCCCCAUGCUCAAUAAGGCUCACUUCUGGAAAAUAUUAUUUGACUUCUAGAGAAUCACAGAUUUAUUUUGUGCUUGUCUAUCAAAGCUGUGACAUUUUUAAGGAGUGUUUGAACUGUGGAAUUGUCCUCGUCAUCAAAUGGAUGCAAGUGCGUGAGGGGAAUACUUAUAAACGGUGCGUUGCGUCCUGCGGAGGCACACCGCUUCCCUUUCCAGUGCUGCUCCCAAGGUCUAAGCAGAGCCCAUCAAUCCCCCCACUGUUUGCCGACCUGCGGAAUUUACUGCCUCAUUGCGGGAAUUAUCGAGUCUGAGCUGUGGAACCUUCAUUUCCAGUUUUGGGGGAGGGUGGAUCCAAUCCUUCGGCGUGGGAGGGGGUGGAUGGUACAUCAAAAUGGGGAACAGCUUCUCCAACAUAUCUGCCUUCCAGUCACUUCACAUUGUCAUGCUGGGUUUGGACUCUGCCGGUAAGACCACAGUUCUUUAUAGGUUGAAAUUCAACGAAUUCGUCAACACCGUCCCCACAAUCGGUUUCAACACGGAGAAGAUCAGGCUGAGUAACGGCACAGCGAAGGGCAUCAGCUGUCACUUUUGGGACGUGGGGGGACAGGAGAAGCUGCGGCCCCUGUGGAAGUCCUACAGCCGUUGCACAGAUGGCAUCAUCUACGUGGUGGAUUCGGUGGACGUGGACCGGCUGGAAGAGGCUAAGACCGAGCUGCAUAAGGUCACCAAGUUCGCGGAGAACCAGGGCACACCACUGCUGGUCAUCGCCAACAAGCAGGACCUGCCUAAGUCCCUGCCAGUGGCUGACAUCGAGAAGCAGCUGGCCCUGCACGAGCUCGCGCCCUCCACGACGUACCACGUUCAACCCGCGUGCGCCAUCAUAGGAGAGGGGCUUCACGAGGGCAUGGACAAGCUGUACGAGAUGAUCGUGAAGAGGAGGAAGUCUCUGAAGCAGAAGAAGAAGCAGCGGUAACAGUGGCUGGAGCUGGACUGUUUCUGCCUGACUUGCUGUGAGAAAUCCGUGGUCCUGCCAUUUGCGGCACCCAUGCGGGUUGAUUUCUGUUUUCUUCCAUUCUGUGUUUCGAUUUAAACCUGUUAAGUCCUUCUGAGUGAUGCUUUUGCACACAGAAGGUUGCAGGGUUGUCAACAGAACAUUAAACCAAAAAAAGAC